Molecule: messenger RNA, 4924 nt
Organism: Spinacia oleracea (spinach)
Lineage: Eukaryota; Viridiplantae; Streptophyta; Magnoliopsida; Caryophyllales; Amaranthaceae
Product: disease resistance protein RGA2
Exons: 4
Coding region: 255-3419 (1054 amino acids)
Molecular function (GO): ADP binding
Source: RefSeq, a predicted model, not a curated record
AAGGGCCGUUUGAUUCACAAAAACAGAAAAUUGCAAAAUCAAAUUGGUUUGUCGUCUUCAACCAGUCAACCCUCUCAAGCCACCAUCAUCAAGUCUUCAACCAGUCAACCUCCGAAACAAAAAAGAAAUUUCGAAUGGCAACCCUUCUCCUUCUUCCACCGUCAAUUCCAGACCCCAGUUAUCGAUUCUUUGGGGGUUCGUUUCAAACUUCUCAAGUUGUUUUAUAGGUUUAUAUCUGAGGCCGGCAAAGCAAGAUGAGCGCGAUUUUGGAGAACGCAGUGGGAGGUCUGUUAGCCGCCGAAGCUCAUGGAAUGCUUGCAUUAUUGCUGUCACGAAUCGGUGAAGAAAUCAAACUCGGAUGGGGUUUUAGGAAAGAGUUAGAGGAGCUCCAAAGUCAGUUCACUACAUUGAGUGUGAUGUUAGAUGGCACCUGCACCUCUUCUCAAUCCAACAACAACAACAACAAACUGAUAGAUGAUUGGCUAAAGAAGGUAAAUGAUGCAGCAUAUGAUGCAGACGAUUUGCUGGACGAGUGUGCGUAUGAAGCUGUGAAGCGGAGAUGCAGAACUAGAAAGAGAAGGGACAAGUUCAGAGACGAAGUCUCCUUUCCUUUAUUCCGCUACCAUAUGGCUCGCAGAGUGAGGGAUUUGAGGAAGUUGAUAGCUAGCAUCUAUGGUGAUGCUAAGGACCUUGGCCUUAAACCCAUAAAAUUAGCUGCUGGCGGUAAUAAUAGUCAUGAUUGGAUAGAAGACAGGACACAGCAAAACCGGCGACAGUGGGUGGAUGAUCAAUACCUUAUAGGAAGGGACGAGGAUGUAACUCAGCUUGUUAAGUUGUUAUGCGAUUCCAGUAACAUUACUAGAGAUCUCACUGUCAUUGGAGUAGUGGGCUUGGCUGGCCUAGGAAAGACAGCAUUGAGCAAACGUGUUUGUAAGGCCCAAGAAGUGAUGGAAUGCUUCAAUUCUCAGGUUAUUUGGCUUGUGGUCUCUCAUAACUUUAAUCAAACAGAUAUUUUGAAGAGAAUGGUUGAGUUGCUUUACAAAGAAGCUUCAAAUCUGUCCGAAAGUCAAGUAAUAGUAGAAAAGCUUCGGGAGAAGCUGAACGGGAAGAGGUAUUUACUUGUACUAGAUGAUGUGUGGGAUACGAUUGAUUGGGAACCAUUUAGAUGCGCUUUGCAAGAAAUUGGUGGCUCAAAGGGUUCUAGCCUUUUAGUGACUUCUCGGGGUAGGAAUGUGGUGGCCAAGAUGGAUACAUAUGGUUGUGACAACAAUGGUGAAAGAACUAUGCAGAGGGCAUCUGUAUAUCAGUUACAGGGGCUAAAUGAAGAAGAUAGUUGGUCUUUAUUCAUGACAAGAAUGAGUGGUGGCAAUUUAUCAUUGGCCAGUGAAAAAUAUGUGAUAGCAAGGAGGAUUAUAAAGAAAUGUGGUGGUGUUCCUCUAGCUAUAAGAGCACUUGGAGACUUACUAAGGGAACAUGAUAUAGAAAGGUGGAUGGAAGUUGAGAAAAGUGAUGUAUGGGAGAUAGAAGAUAAAUAUGGCAUUUUGCCUUCCUUAAAAUUGAGUUUCCAUUACUUGCCAAACACAGCUUUAAAAAAAUGCUUUUCCUAUUGUGCCAUUUUUGGGGAAGAUGAGGUCAUUGAAAAGGAUAAAUUAAUUCAAAUGUGGAUGGCGCAAGGCUUCUUGCAACCGUGCGAUAAAAUGGAGUUAAUAGGGGAAGAGUAUUUGUACGUCCUGUUAAAUAGCUCCCUGUUUCAAGAAGCUGAAUUGAACGAGCUUGGAAAUGUGGAGACGUUCAAGAUACACGAUCUUGUAUUAUCUCUGGCACGUGUUGUUUCAAGAGAGGUGGAGUUCGUGAGUUCGAAAGGAAAGAUUAAGGUCAAUGAUACUUCAAGUGAGUUUCGACACCUAUCAGUUACGCUCUUUGGAGAAGAGCUUCCCACCACAUUUUGUAAGAAGUUGCGUACAUACUACUAUAACCCACUUCAUCGAAUGGUCUACAUGCGUUUGAAUUUUUUGAUGCAUUCUAAGAAUCUAAGGGUGUUGUGUUUGUGUAAUCUUGCUCAGAAGAAGUUACCAGAUUCGGUUGGUAGUUUGAAACAUUUGAGAUACCUGGAUAUAUCUGGAAAUGAGUUUGAGACACUUCCAAAAGUGAUCACAAAACUCCACCAAUUGCAAACGUUGCAGAUUGAGUUUAAUGGUACGUUCUAUGAAAAGAAACACUUCCCCGUUCUCUCAGAAGAAGUUGGUAAUCUGGUAAAUCUGAGGCACAUUUGUGGUGGACACCAAGAAAUUGGUAUACCUUUAGGCUUGUGUCAUUUGACUGCUCUACAAACUAUACCAAUCAUCGAUCUAAGAGAAGAUUGGGGUGGGAGAUUAUGUGAGCUAGGUUCAUUGAAUAACCUUAAGGGAAAACUGGAAAUCCGAGGUUUAGAACACAUAAACAGUGUAGAGGAAGCUAGAAGCCUAAACUUGGGAAGCAAGUUGAAUGUUGAUAGGUUAAUCCUGAUAUGGACUUCGUUCGUCGUCACAGCCUCGUCUCCAAUUCGAGUACAGUCGCCCCAGAUGAAUGAAAUCCUAGAAGCCCUGCAACCCCGUGAUAAAUUGGUGAUGCUUAAGGUUAAAAAUUACGCCGGCACCAGACUACCGCAGUGGUUGAUAGGGACGACUGCCAUCGGGUGUUCCCUGCUGAACAACCUCGUUUCCCUAAAGUUAAUGUUUUUACACGCCGAGGGAAAUCUCAACAUGGAGAAUCUCAAAUCUGUUCGGUUCUUGUCAGUAAAACAUUGUUACGGUUUGACUAUUUCAUUUCCGGAUCAAGGAUUCCAAUGCUGCAAAUUGCUUGAAGUACUUAAUUUACAAAGUACUUCUAUUAAAAAUCUUCCAGAUGUGUCGCCACUGAUCAAGCUUAGUACUCUAAGCAUUAUAAGAUGUCAUUGGAAUAUGAUCAGAACGAAGCUAGUAGGGCUGGCCAAUCUCCCUUGUUUAAAAGAACUGCGAACUGAUGCAAUACUACCUAGAGACUUGAGCGAAGAUAGUCCCGUUUGCCAAUCCCUCUGUAAACUAGAAUUGGUAAAUGAUUAUAGCAGAAGCCUUCCUGUUCAGGUUCAACAUUUUGCGGCACUGCAAGUUUUGAAGAUUCGAGAGUUUGAGAAUCUAGUAACGUUACCAGAUUGGCUCGUAAAAUUGACAUCUCUUAGAGAAUUGGAACUUGUUUCCAUUCCCAACCUGAUGCAUCUACCUACUGGAGACGGUAUGAGAAGACUCUCCAACUUGCAAACUUUUCGGGUGAAACAUUGUCCCCGGCUGGAGGAAGAAUUUAGUGAAGGGAGAGGGGAGUGGUUCAAAGUUGCCCAUAUCAUAGAAUGCAAACAGUAUUGCCAGGUUCAAGAAAUAAACCCAGAUGCUUGCGUCAUCUGCUGAUGAACCAUAUCCUUUGUUUUUGUUUUUUUUUGGGUGCAAAAGAGGGAAAGCCCGUACAUAAAUUAAGUGGCAGUUGGUAAUGGUCGUAACACCUUGUUUUGGGAUCACUGUUGGGCUACUGAUGUGUGUCUCCGAGCUCGCAACAAUGCAGAUACCAGAGGACUUAGACGGGGCAACUGUAGAAGAAAUGUGGGCAGUUGGGUCUGGUUGGAUGUGGGAUACAUUUGCAAACCUGCUUCCUGCACAUACUCUUAAACAGAUUGCAGCUCAUCAACUGGUAGAGAACUCAGACAGUGGGGAUCUUAGGUACUGGAAGGGCUCUACUAAAGGGGGUUUCUCUAUCAAAUAUGCACUACGUAUUAUGAGAGAAGAUGAAGCAAUCCCUUCACAUCCCCAAUGGGAUUUAGCUUGGAAGGUACCUGCUCAACAAAGAGUGCGUACCUUCUUAUGGCUAGCCUUGCACAACCGUAUCCUCUGCAAUACUAAUAGAGUGCAUCGCCACCUUGCUGAUGACCCACGCUGCACUCAUGACCAGGACGAGACCUUAUUCACCUCCUUCGUGACUGCAGGGCAGCUCGAAGCAUUUGGGCUAGCGUUGGUGAACCUGCCAGUCACACUGCCUUCUUCACUGGGAAUCUACAGAACUGGAUAGUGACAAAUCUCAAGGCUGAAGGAACGAAUUAUUCAGAAAAAUGGCCAACUUACUUUGCUUUAACUCUAUGGUGGAAUUGGCAAUGGAGAAUUGCAUAGUUUUUGGUCGUCACAAUGAAGUUCCAACUGACACAGGGGCCUUCAUUCAGGCGAGACUAAAAGAAACUUGGAACUCCCUAAUGGAAUGUAACAAUGCAAACAUGAGCACUCUAAAUGGCACAAGGAGAGAAGCAUACAUUCGUUGGUUAGCACCCCCUCUGGGAUGGGUCACUUUGAACACAGAUGGAGCAUCUAGAGGCACUCUCAAUCUAGCAGGUGGGGGGGGGGGGGGGGGGGGGGAUUACUUCGUGACUGCAGUGGCACUUUCAUUCGAGCUUUCUCAGCUAACUUUGGAGCAUGUACUGCCUUCCGUGCAGAGCUGGCAGCUGCAGCUAUAGGCAUUGAAAUGGCAAAUAAUUGGGGAGUGCAAAAGCUAGAGCUACAGAUGGAUAACCAAGCAUGUGUUGAAGUGCUACAGAAUGCAGACCACCAAGGUGGAGAAUGUUUCCACAUUCUGAUUUUUUGCAGGAUUUUCGUAUUAUUCAUUGUUAUAGGGAAGGAAAUAAAGUAGCGGAUAGAUUAGCUAAUAUAGGUGUUGGCCAAGAGGAGAGAGUGGUGUAUUUUAAUUCGCCUCCGCGGGAAAUCUCUACUCUUACCAUAUCCUUUGUACCAGUCUUUGAUUGCUUUGCUUUUACUAAAUUUUUGCUUCUUGUAAAAGUUGUAUAUGGAAAUGUUAUUAUUUGUUGUAAAAUAAUCGAAUUGAAACCAACUUUCUCACAUUGAAGAAAUAGAGGGAGGAUGAAAUUCUGCUUGAA